AUGGCUUCGUUCAACAUGAUCUCGUUAAACGCACAACAAAAAAGAGCGUUAGAAUUCGUUUCUGGGGGUCACAAUCUAGUACUGUUGGGUCCGGCAGGCACCGGUAAAUCCUUCUUGGUGAAUAGAGUUGUAGAAAUAUGUUCUACCAUGGGGAAACAAUGUGCAGUUACUGCCACAACAGGGAUUGCAUGUUCUGUGUAUCCUGCCCAACUCAAGCCAAUGACCAUACAUCGUUGGUCAGGGAUAGGUGAUGGUCGUUAUGACUCAUCUGAAAUGAAAAGAAUUGUGAAAAAUAACGUCCGUUAUAAAGACGUGAUGGACAGAAUUUUCAACACAGACGUUCUGAUCAUUGAUGAAUGCUCAAUGUUUAGUAAAAGACUACUUGAAACUUUGCAUGAAGUAUGUUCUUUAAAAAAUCCACAACUUUAUUUUGGUGGGAUCCAAGUAAUACUUGUUGGUGACUUCGUGCAACUUCCACCUGUGCCUUGUGCUACAUACAACGAGGAUGGUUCAUAUUGCUUUGAAAGUGAUAUUUACAGAGCAGCUUUCCCUCACCAUAUUAUUCUUAAAGAUGUUAUUAGACAGAAAGACAAAUUAAUGGUUGAGGCUAUCCGUGAAAUAUCUUUAGGUGAAGUUUCAAUCGACACUAUCUCUUUAAUCAAGCAAUUAACACGCCCGUUAAAUGGAGAAAGAAAUAAAACUUUUUGCAACUAA
Messenger RNA from Mercenaria mercenaria, 714 nucleotides. RefSeq lists its product as uncharacterized. Lineage: Eukaryota; Metazoa; Mollusca; Bivalvia; Venerida; Veneridae. The record is from RefSeq and is a predicted model, not a curated record. Bases 1 to 714 code for a protein of 237 amino acids. Gene Ontology annotation, biological process: DNA repair; telomere maintenance. The transcript has a single exon. Gene Ontology annotation, molecular function: DNA helicase activity.